CUACUGGAGUACUAUUUAGCUUUCCCAAUUCCCUUCCAAAUUUCACAUCUCCUUUUGUUUCCUCUGUUUUUUCUGUUUCUUGUUCUCUGUGCUCCAUUUUCUUUUUACAGUUAGGUAGGUCUGCUCACCUUCUUUUUGUCAGGAUUCUCCUCCUACUUCUUCAGUUUCAAAAUCCAAGAUUUUAUUGAAACAAAAAUCUUUAAAAAUCUUUAUUUUCAACCCCCAUAAAACCACAAUAUUAGUAGCCAAAACUUAGAGUCAAAAACAACUUCCCAUAUUUUCUCAACUGCCUUAGCUUCUCUUGUCUUUUGUUAAUUCAAACAUGAGAACUAUUAUGGCUAAGAAUCCUCAUGAGUCAUUCUCCUUUUCAAGAAGAUACUUCAACUUUAAGAAAAAAGUUGAAGAUGAAGAUUAUGAUGAUGAAGUUUACUUAACUAAUUUUCACUCUUCUUCGCAAAGAGAAGAAGAGUUGAAUAUGCAUUCGUUAUCCCUGUCGACAACGAAUGCACCUAAAAGUAAGAAACUGUCGCGCUCUACAGUUUCUAUACUUCGUUCGGCUCUUACAUUCGGUAAGAGCCGAACGCAUUUUUCCUCAGGGCUUGGUACCAAAGUUGUUGGUACUUUAUUUGGUUACAGAAGAGGACAUGUUCAUUUUGCAUUUCAAGAAGAUCCUAAAUUGAGUCCUGCAUUUUUUGUCGAAUUGGCCACUCCAACUAGCCAUUUGGUUAGAGAAAUGGCUAGUGGAUUGGUUAGAAUUGCACUAGAAGCAGACAAGAGAACAGGAAAAAAAGCAGUGAAAUUGUUAGAAGAGCCAAUUUGGAGAACAUAUUGUAAUGGGAGAAAAUGUGGCUAUGGAAUGAAAAGGGAAUGUGGGCCUGAGGAAUGGAAGAUUUUGAACUCAAUUGGGCCAGUUUCAAUGGGAGCUGGAGUUUUGCCAAGUGAUGGAGAUGGAAUUGGAUCAGAAGGUGAAUUAAUGUAUAUGAGGGCUAAAUUUGAAAGAGUUGUAGGGUCUAAAGAUUCUGAAGCUUUUUACAUGAUGAAUCCUGAUGGUCAUGGAGGUCCUGAACUUAGCCUUUAUUUGCUUAGAGUUUAGCUUUGUAUAACGGUGAUAUCCAGACCAACUUGCGCACCUCGACUAUUUCACUGGGUAUAUGAGGGUUACAAGUUUUAUGCAUUUAGACUAUUUUAUCGGAUAUUUGCUAUAGGCAGGGGGUUAAAUUUGGAUUCUUUUAUCCAAAUUUUCCUCUUUUGGUGUCUUGAACUUUAAGUAUUACUAUGUAUUAGUGUAUGAUGAUAAGUUCUUAUGAAGGCAUAAGAGGUUAGUACGUAGUUUUUGCUUUUUCUAUGAUGAUUUUGGGAGAGGAGAAAUGGGUAUAAUUGUGUAUUUUGAAUUGUUUAUGUACUAUUAAACAAUGGGGAAAUAGAGAUUUGGAGGUGGGGGUGUGAACUAUGUAUAGAUUAUGUUUCUAGUUUUGUUGAAGUGAAGGAAAUGCAGAAACUUUUGUAUCUCUUUCCUUUGAAGAGUUUAA
Nicotiana tabacum (common tobacco) is the source of this 1529-nucleotide messenger RNA. Its product is annotated as protein MIZU-KUSSEI 1. Gene Ontology annotation, biological process: hydrotropism. The record is from RefSeq and is a predicted model, not a curated record. NCBI's taxonomy places the organism in Eukaryota, Viridiplantae, Streptophyta, Magnoliopsida, Solanales, Solanaceae.